Molecule: messenger RNA, 1863 nt
Organism: Phlebotomus argentipes
Lineage: Eukaryota; Metazoa; Arthropoda; Insecta; Diptera; Psychodidae
Gene: dap
Product: cyclin-dependent kinase inhibitor 1
Exons: 4
Coding region: 505-1095 (196 amino acids)
Biological process (GO): regulation of cell cycle
Cellular component (GO): nucleus
Molecular function (GO): cyclin-dependent protein serine/threonine kinase inhibitor activity
Source: RefSeq, a predicted model, not a curated record
AUUGCAACUGUCGUGAGAAUCGCGUCGUUCUGCAUUUUGAUCGCUGCUAAACUCGCUUUUGUGCAUUAUUUUGACGCCUUUUCACGCGAAAUUGCCAUCAAGAAGUGCCUCUCGCCUCUCUGCAUGGUGGAAAAGUGCUGCAUUUCCACGAAACUCGUCGAAUUUCUGUGGAAAUCUCUGGCCAGGAGUGCAGGGAGAGAGCAGGAAAUUGAAUUUGGGGACGUGAUCUGUGAAAUUGUGGAAAAUUACGCGUGCGGUGAAGAUUUUCCGGGAAUUAUGACUAUUUUGAUUGCCUGUGGAAUGGACAUAACCUCACAACUGAGCUCGAAGGAGUGUCCGGAGAUUCUGCGCUGAUCUGUACCAGUGGAUGUGAUAAGGGUGUUUCAGGGGGACACGAAGAGGUCUUUUGGUGACUGAGGAAGAGACUUGCUGUGUGAGAAGGACACUUUUCCGUGAAAUUUCGUGUAUUUUGGACGGUUUUCGUCGGUCAGGAAGUGAACAAGGAUGAAUGUACGCGUUCUGACGCCGUCUGUGAUCAAGCCACUGUCGAAGUUGCACUCGCCGAUGGGGCGACAGUUGCCCAAAAAGUCCGUCCUGGACAGGAUCAAGAAGGACCUGUUUGGACCGGUGAAUCAGGAGGAUGCCAAAAUUUUCAUCCAGCGCGAGCUGACCAAGAGCCAGCGAGAGGCCACCAAGCGAUGGGGCUUCGACUUCUCGCGCGGAGAACCUGUGCAGGAUCACGGCCAGUUCGUGUGGAAGCGCGUGCCGCCGGCCGUGAUGCCCCAGAUGUACACCCUCAGCCGGGCGGCGCACUGUCGCGAGAUCCCAACCUGCUCAGACGCGUCGGACAGCGAGGAUGUGAGCCCGGAUCAGGAGCUGAUGGACUCGCGGGCGCACAAUGAGCACCGCCAGCCAGAGAUGACGCCCGCCUGCUCGACUUCCAGGUGCCUGAAGAAGGACAAGGCCACCAGGCAGCCCAAGAUUACAGAAUUCCUGAAGGAGCGCAAGAGAUUGGCGCCGACGCCCGUGAAGAAGGCCACAACGGCGUCCGGAAGUGCGGCGAAGCGAAUGCGCUUCAACAACUUGUCGCAGUGAAGAAGAGACGCGCGAUGCAAGAUUUCUCUUAUUUUAUAAAUCUUUCUAGCUUGUGGACUAAGAAAACAUUUCUUUGUGAUCUGCUGACCAGGAAGUCAGACUUCAGGGAGAGAGAGAGAGCUGAACAGGAAGCUCAUCAUUUGCCACUCAAUAUUCUUAAAUUGUAAAUAAUUUUUAAGGCAUAAAAUUUAGAAAUUAUUUUAAAUGUGAUUUCUUGGGUGGCUUUUUUCCGUGAACUUCCUGCACACCUUUCGAUAGACUGCGCGUGCUGGAGGACUUCCUGGCCAACGGAAUUAGAGUCGAGAGAGUUAUAAUUGUUAGGAUUUGUACGGCGAAUGGCUAUUAUUUUCGUUAAUUUAACAAUAGUCACAGAACAGUGAAUGUGCAAUAGAUUAUCUUAACGAAAAUGAUUGCGAAUUAGGAUUUAAGGAGAUUUUAGGCGAUAAGAAGAGAGUGAAACACUUUCAUUACUUAGAGACAUAAUGCUUUUCUGUCUCAGGAAGACUUCCCGGUGUCUUCUCGCUCUGAUUGUGAGAGCAAGAGGUUGCCCAGGAUGGAUUCCUGGACGUUUGUAAUGAGGAUUUUCUUGGUGAAUUUCAAUUCGGAAAAUUGACUUCUGCGUUUUAUCGCGUGCCAUUUUGUAAAUAGAUUGUAAGGAAAAGCGCUUGUGGACUCAGCUUAUGGUAUUGUUUGUGGUAGGAGUGAGUAAAGGAGGAAUUUUUCAUUUGUACUUGUACAAAAACUGCGGAAAUUCAAUAAAAUUCUUAA